CGCCCCCCUGGGCUGAGGCUGCAGUUGAGAGCCGCCUGAGAACCACGCGGAUCACAGAGGCCUGGCCAUGGCGAUAACCCUGGGAAAGGGGAAAUUCCUGUGGCAACAUUUUACUGACCCGGAAGUAACCUUGUGGCCACAAAAAAACUCUGCUCUUGGUGAUUACAUGCAAAGUAAUGAGACCAAUUUAAUAGAACAAGCCCCAAUACCUCAGGAUGGACCUACUGUGGCACCUCAUAGAGCUCAGCGAGAAGCUGUGCACAUUGAGAAGAUAAUAUUGAAAGGAGUCCAGAAAAAAAGGGCUGACAAAUAUUGGGAGUACACUUUCAAAGUAAAUUGGUCUGAUCUUUCAGUCACAACAGUAACAAAAACCCACCAAGAACUACAGGAGUUUCUACUGAAGCUUCCAAAGGAAUUGUCUUCAGAGACUUUUGACCAGACCAUCUUAAGAGCCCUGAAUCAGGGUUCCCUGAAAAGGGAGGAGCGGCGUCACUCUGACCUGGAGCCCAUCCUAAGGCAGCUAUUUUCAACUUCAUCACAAGCUUUCCUACAGAGUCAGAAAGUACACAGCUUUUUUCGGUCUAUAUCAUCUGAUUCUCUACACAGUCUCAAUAACUUACAGUCUUCUCUCAAAACUUCUAAGAUAUUAGAACAUUUAAAAGAAGACAGCUCAGAAGCUUCAAGUCAAGAAGAAGAUAUGUUACAGCAUACCAUAAUCCACAAGAAACAUACUGGGAAAAGUCCCAUUGUGAACAAUAUUGGUACGAGCUGUUCUCCAUUAGAUGGGCUUACCGUGCAAUAUUCUGAACAGAAUGGAAUUGUGAAUUGGAGGAAGCAAAACUGCACCGCCAUUCAGCAUGCAGAGCACUGUAUGACCUUGGCUGACCAGCAUCCUGCUGAAAAACGGAGCUUAUCUUCAAUAAAUAAGAAGAAAGGAAAGCCACAAAUGGAAAAGGAGAAAAUUAAGAAAACUGACAACAGACUGAAUAGUAGAAUAAAUGGUAUUAGACUCUCCACUCCUCAACAUACCCAUGGUGGUACAGUGAAAGAUGUGAAUUUGGACAUUGGAUCUGGACAUGACACGUGUGGAGAAACAUCUUCAGAGAGUUACAGUUCUCCGUCUAGUCCACGACAUGAUGGAAGAGAGAGUUUUGAAAGUGAAGAAGAGAAAGACAGAGACACAGACAGUAAUUCUGAGGAUUCUGGGAAUCCAUCAACAACCAGAUUUACAGGUUACAAUCCUGUCAACCAAACUGUCAAGCCACCUGUUCAAAUUACUUCACUAGGAAAUGAGAACGGAAACCUUUUAGAAGAUACUUUGAACUCACCCAAGUAUCCACAUAUUCCUUUUAUGCCAACUUUACACUGUGUCAUGCACAAUGGUGCCCAGAAGUCUGAAAUAGUUGUUCCGCCACCCAAAUCUGCAGAUAGCAAAACAAUAGGGAUGCUUGUUCCCAGUCCUGUUGCUAUUUCUGCGAUAAGGGAGUCCACAAAUUCAACCCCUGUUGGAAUUCUAGGGCCAACAGCUUCAAAUGGAGAAUCAGAAAAACACCUUGAAUUACUGGCUUCCCCUUUACCUAUCCCAUCAACUUUUCUUCCACACAGUAGCACUCCUGCCCUGCACCUAACAUUUCAGAGGUUAAAAUUGCCACCUCCACAGGGAUCUUCUGAGAGUUGCACAGUUAAUAUCCCACAACAGCCAACCGGAAGUCUGAGCAUUGGAUCACCAAACACUGCCUUUAUUCCUGUUCAUAACCCAGGUAGUUUUCCAGGAUCUCCUGUGGCUACCACGGAUCCCAUCACAAAAUCUGCAUCCCAAGUGGUAGGACUAAAUCAAAUGGUGCCUCAAAUUGAGGGAAACACAGGGACAGUCCCUCAGCCUACCAAUGUGAAGGUUGUUCUUCCAGCAGCUGGCCUCUCAGUUGCACAGCCACCAGCUUCCUACACCUUACCAGGCUCUCCUCUUGCUGCCAGUGUGUUACCCACCCAGAAUUCCAGUGUGCUCAACACAGCAGCCACUUCUGCACAGCCAGCAAGUGCAGGCAUCAGUCAGGCCCAGUCCACUGUUCCUCCUGCAGUUCCUACCCAUACCCCAGGUCCUGCCCCAAGCCCAAGUCCUGCUUUGACACACAGUACUGCACAGAGUGACAGCACAUCUUAUAUCAGUGCUGUGGGGAAUACGAGUGCUAAUGGGACAAUAGUGCCACCACAGCAGAUGGGCUCAGGUCCUUGUGGUUCUUGCGGGCGAAGGUGCAGCUGUGGGAGCAAUGGAAACCUUCAGCUAAAUAGUUACUAUUAUCCCAGUCCAAUGCCUGGACCAAUGUACCGAGUCCCGUCGUUCUUCACUCUGCCAUCCAUUUGCAAUGGCAGCUACCUCAACCAAGCACAUCAGAGCAAUGGAAACCAACUUCCUUUUUUUCUGCCUCAGACUCCAUAUGCAAAUGGACUGGUGCAUGAUCCAGUCAUGGGGAGCCAAGCCAGCUAUGGCAUGCAACAGAUGGCAGGAUUUGGGAGAUUCUAUCCUGUAUAUCCAGCACCUAAUGUAGUUGCCAACACCAGUGGUUCAGGGCCCAAGAAGAAUGGGAAUGUCUCAUGUUACAAUUGUGGUGUAAGCGGACAUUAUGCACAGGACUGUAAGCAGUCAUCCAUGGAGGCCAAUCAACAAGGCACUUACAGACUGAGAUACGCACCUCCCCUCCCCCCUUCUAAUGAUACGUUGGAUUCUGCAGACUGAAACGAGUAAAGCUUGCCUACUUAAUACACUCAAGUGUGGGGAGUCAUGGGGUGUGGAGGGGAGGAAAGGAAAGGUAUUUUGUUUGUUUCUUUGUCUAUACAUUUCCUAGAUUUCUAUGCAGUUGGGAGUUUUUAUUUCUCUUGUACCAAUGUCCAAAAUAAGAAAGAAUGCGAUGCUUCUUGAGCCUCUAGUCUCCUGGUUCAACAACAGGCUUAUAUGUAUGAUACAUGUAAUUUAAAUUUCCAGACAAACUUAUCAAAAGGAAAAUGUUGAUGUGUGCUUUUUUUUUUAAACACUGAAUACUUGCUGUGUGCAAUGUUUACUGAAUCUUUAAAACUGUGUAUUUGACCUUUUUUUUUAACAACACUGGUGACAGUCAUAUGGUUUUGAAAAUGAGAAACCGCUUCUUCCCCAGCUUUUUCACUUUGACCCUGUAAUACACUUUUCUCUCCAGCCACUCACACCCUAUCUGUGGCCUGCUGUGAGAGUGCCCAGCAGUGUAAUUGUCUGCACUUCUGUAUACUGCUCUGCACAUAAACCAAGGGCAGAAUGUUUCAUCUUAAUCUCAUGGGAGAAAUCAGAUCCCCAAGAUAGUAUGUAUUUAUGUAACAAACAGCAUCACGUAAGUACAUAUAUGCAGUGUUUCUUGUCCAAAUAAACAUGAAAAUAAGUGGGAGAGAGAGGAAGAAGUCAAACCAUAUGAAGCUGAAAAAAGUGACAUGAAAUGGACAAAAAGCUUUUUCUUGAAAAAACAAAACAAAAACACAAUUUUUUCCUUCCAUCAUACUUUUCUAGCCUGUUGCUUCAGAGAGACACAAAGUGAACACACUGGUGUGAAUGUCAUUCUCUGUGUGCUUGUGUUUGUGAUGAGAGUCGACAGUUCUAUUCGUCGUCUACCGCUUUGUCCUGCUCAAAAACACUACUUGAGUGUAAAGAUUUCUUCUUUUGCUACCAACUGUUACAGUGUUAUGUUGUGUUUAAAAUGUGUGUGGUUAUUGAACAGAAGCUGUGGGUUUCUACAAAAAGUCAGGUAUUUGUUUCCUAACCUGUCAUUCGUAGCAAAGUCACUUUUAUAACCGUUUACCACUAUGCUUGAUUAUAAUGUGAAAGACUGAAUUCUGAGUGUAAGAUGGUAUUAAUCAUGUCAGUGUCGUGUCACUAAAUUUAAUGCUGCUGUUUAAAAGAAAAAGUUUUUAAAAGCCAAUCUAUGUACUAAAUUUCUUCCAGGUAAUUUUUGAUUUCCUAAAGUGCACUGAGGUUAUCUGGAAGAUUGGGUGUAUUUUUUGGUGAUUGCUGCAUUGAACAGCAAUGAACAUCUACCACUGUAUAGUCAUAGGUUUAAGGGGCUCGGGGGGCUGUUUUCCCUUCCUCAAUACAGAGCAGAAAUGAUAGGUUUUUGUUGUGUGUAAUAAUGUUGGUGUGCUGCAGAGAAACUUAAAUAUUUGGUCUUGGUUGAGAAGCCUAACAGGUUACAUGACAAAAGAAAAAACUUGAAGAAAAAAUUAAAUUAAGCAAUUUAAUGCUUCAUAAGUAGCAUUUAUAUUUAUAGCACCAGUGUACAUUUUGAAACUUUCAGGGUGGGAGUUAAUGGGGAAGGGGAAGAAGAAGUUUAAAGGGGUAGAUAAAAGCUUUAAUUUAGAAAGAAAAAAAGUUUUGAGUAAAGGAAAUUAUUUUGAUUAAAUAUAUUUUAUUUGGGUAUUUUUGGACCACAUUAAAUCAAUUGUUAAGCUGCAGUUGAGUUAUUCAGGUGAGAAUGUUGAUAAGCCACGUAUGAGCGCAUUGUGACUCACUUGCCAGUUGUACUUUAUGGAGCUUAUUUUAUGAUUUAAAAUACUGUACUGUACAUAGGAGGUAUGUUACCUUCUCCUUAUUUGUAUGUUUACCAUAUACUUUGAUAUUUGAAAUGUUAUGUACUGGAAAGGCCACUUAUAUUUCUAGAACAGAUUGGAUUUUAUGCAACCUUUUUUCCUUGAAUUAACAGCAAUAAAAAAAUGAAAAAAAAAACAGCUUAAGAAUUGUGCCUUAUUGCAAAUUUUGUAAAAAUGGAAGAUAGGAUAUCAUUAAGUGUCACCCUGUUUCUCUAGUGUGGGCAGUGAAUUCCAAAGUCAGUCACCAUCUGGGUAGUCUUCAGUUUUUCCCCUAAAUUGCCUUACUAUAUCAGUAGUUUGUGACCACCAAGAAGGAAGGCUUUAUUUCUGUCUGUUGAGCAUACACAGUGUGCCAAAACUACAGUGGAAAUAGGACAAAGUCCUUGUUGACUUAGAGCUUAGGUUUCUGGUGUAGGCCCUCUCUUGUUGAAAGUGUUAAGGAUCCAAUUUACUUACCCAAUUUUUUUUAAAGCUGGACAAAUAUCUUGGUUCAGUACUGAGAAUCUUACAUUAUUGGCUCGCUCUUCUACUCUAGUAUCAGAUCAGAAGUCUUUUGAACCACCAGUAAUUUUCAAGACACUGGCAGGAAUCCAGCUGUUUUUGCUCAGCCCAAACCCUAUAGCAGUGACCCUGCCAAAGCAUUUAGCACAGUGAUGGAUCCUCCAAGAGGCCAGGUCCAUGGGCUCUGAAUUAUCUUCUGGAGCCAUCUAACAGAUGUGCUCACCAAAUCCCCCUUGAAUAGAUUAUAGAUGCUUUCCGUUUUAGCCAAUAAGUAUGCACCUAUAUAUAACGUGUGAAUCUUCAACCCACUUUCAGAUCAAAAUAAGUGAAAUGUCUCCAGUGUCCUCACCUGUCCCACUUCCUUUCUCCCCUCACUACACUGAAGUAAUUGUUCUAGAUCAUAUUUUUUUUUUCACAUCUUAUCCCCCCUCCUCCAAUACACAGCUUAGUUUUGCUUUUCUUGAGCAUUAUAAAAAGGAUAUCCUUCUGAACCUAGUCUUUCAGAACUGGCUCUGUUCAUCUGGUUUUAGGAUGCUGAUGUUAUGUUCCUCAGGUUAUUGUUUAGUACUUACGUUCUCUCAGUGUGGGAAGGAUACAUAGUUUUCCAUUCAGUCAACUUAUAUUUGGAGGGUUUUCAUUUUUUACUAAUAUGAGCAUGGCUGCUAGGAACAUUUUUGUACCAGUUUCCUGGUUCAUGUGUGCAAAUGUUUGCUAGGGUAUAUAUUCUAGUAGGAGUAUAAUCAAUCACUGGGCUAUAGGAUGUGCGAAGACUCAGUUUUACAAGACUUGCUAUGUUUUCCAAGUGACUUACACUUAUACACAGCAUACUAGAGACUCCUGAAUCUUUAUCUCAUAACACCCUUCCAAGAUGAUGAUGUAGAGCUGUCCAGAAGCAGAGGCCAAGGGAUGUGCAGUCGAGAUGUAAAGGCCUAGUGGGGGAGGUGAAUCUUGGGAGGCCAGGUGUAUGGUGUGGGCAGGGUUGAUGGUCACCAGCUGGGGAAGGGGUUGUAUAAUAGAAAAUGAAUAUAACAGGGACAGAAUUGGUGUUGUGUGGUUGGCAAGGUGGGAAAAUAGACCAAGAACAUUAAUAGUUAAGGAAACAUUUAAAGAGUUAUGAGAUUCAUGGGUACAGUAGAUAAAAUAGGGUCACAAUGGGGAAUUUGGAGUUGAUUGAAUGAAAAAUAGGAAGUUACCAAAUUUUUAAAAGAAAAAAUAACUUGGUUUUCAGGAAAUCAUUGAGUGAUUGAGAAAAAAAAGCAGGGAGGCGGUCCAGAAACUGGUUUUAGGGUUGGGCAAUGACAUACGCCAAAGUUCUGGCAGUGAGAGUGAGCAUGGACUUAAUGCAACCAGUUCCAGAAAGGAUGGGGGAGAGACGGAACCCUGUGCUUUAUGUUCCCUGGAUGUGGAAUGAGAUGGUUUAUUUUAAAUCAUGGCUAUAAAGAUUAAAUGAAAUAAUAGAUGGCACAGACUUGACUAAUAAAAUAGUACCAAGAAGACUCAAAUGUUGGAUUUUGAUAAACAGAAGGAUUGUGAUUCUGGUUUGAGAAGCAGGAAGAAUGUGUUAGCCCAGGAGUGAAAGUGAUAGUUCUUUGGGUGGUGAGGAACUUAGCAAACAGUUCACUGUAUUAGGAUUAGUUACUUCCCUUCCAUCCAUUGAUAAAAUGCCUGCCUGCCAAGAUUCUGUUUAGUCAGAAAGCUUACCCUUUGUAGGUAGGCAUAGGCUGUGCAUACGUGGCCAAGUCAUGUCGUCCAGUUACUUCAUACCAAAGUAAAAAAUAACCCCAUUUCAAAGCAAAUCCACAUUUAAAUAUUUUUUUGGCAUAAAUACUAAAAACCAAACUUUUCUGAGAAGGUUCCAGAAAGAUUAAAGUGCAGUGUAAAAUGUCUUUCUCUUUUU
Molecule: messenger RNA, 7000 nt
Organism: Fukomys damarensis (Damara mole-rat)
Lineage: Eukaryota; Metazoa; Chordata; Mammalia; Rodentia; Bathyergidae
Gene: Zcchc2
Product: zinc finger CCHC-type containing 2
Exons: 14
Coding region: 68-2734 (888 amino acids)
Molecular function (GO): zinc ion binding; nucleic acid binding; phosphatidylinositol binding
Source: RefSeq, a predicted model, not a curated record